Molecule: messenger RNA, 1685 nt
Organism: Nasonia vitripennis (jewel wasp)
Lineage: Eukaryota; Metazoa; Arthropoda; Insecta; Hymenoptera; Pteromalidae
Gene: P5cr-2
Product: pyrroline-5-carboxylate reductase 2
Exons: 7
Coding region: 277-1107 (276 amino acids)
Biological process (GO): L-proline biosynthetic process
Molecular function (GO): pyrroline-5-carboxylate reductase activity
Source: RefSeq, a predicted model, not a curated record
UCGAACCGAAGAGAGUGGAGAAUGCGCGCCUACUUACGCGGCGUCUAUCCGAAACUUUAUUAUAAGUAUUCGCCGCAUACCCAGUCCGGACUUCAGUCUACUAUCUGCAUCGCGGCCGAACGCAUUGUUCGAUCGCGACUGAACUCUAGAUAUUUAGUUCCGGUGUACAGUGAACCGUUGUUGCUUGGCUUCGAACAACACUUUUAGAAACUUCACCGCUGGCGUAGAUAAGCGAAAACUGGUUGAUAUUCGCAGAAGAGAGGAAUCACAAGAGCCAUGAAAAUGAUGAAAAUCGGCUUCGUAGGCGGCGGCAAGAUGGCCCAGGCUCUGGCGAAAGGCUUCAUCAAAGCAGGUCUGACGAAGGGCGAAAUGAUGCUCGCCAGCUGUCUGCCAACGGACAAGACCAGUAUCCAAGAAUUCGAGGCGAUGGGCUCGAAAGCGGUCUUCUCGAACCCCGAGGUAGCCAAUCACAGUGAUGUCCUGGUGCUGUCGGUGAAACCGCAAAUCAUAAAGAAAAUCCUCCCAGAACUAAGGGACAGCAUACAAAAGAAGAAGACGCUUCUUCUGUCCAUAGCCAUGGGCGUAUCGCUCAAAACUUUAGAGAACAGCGUACCUGAGGGAACGCCGAUCGUCAGGGUGAUGCCGAACAUUCCUGUGCUGGCCGGUUGCGGGGCGACGGUCUACGUUCGCGGCAAGCACGCCAGUUCAAAGGACGCAGAGAUCACGAAGAAGCUCUUCUCCGCAGUAGGACUCUGCGAAGAGGUGCCCGAGAGCAUGAUCAACCCCAUCACGGCACUCGCCGCUUCUGGUCCGGCUUACGUGUACAUGAUGAUCGAAGCUCUGGCCGACGGCGGAGUGAAGAUGGGACUCCCGAGAGACCUGGCGUACAGACUGGCCUCGCAGACUGUCCUGGGCGCAGGAACGAUGGUCAAGGAGACGAACAUACAUCCCGGAGUCCUGAAGGACGACGUGUCAUCACCUGCCGGCUCGACGAUAACGGCGAUCCACAGUCUGGAGAAAAACGGCUUCCGAGGAGCCGUGAUCGACGCCGUCGAGGCGGCGACUCUCAGAUGCAAGGAGUUCAGUCCCAACGAUACGGAUAAGUGAAGAUGUAAUGACUGCAAAGAUUAUUAUAUGCAUAAUUAUAUUCGAGAGAGAGAGAGAGAGAGAGAGAGAGAGAGAGAGAGAGAGAAAGAUAAAAACUGAAGGAGGACGACCACAUCGAUCGCGAUCAUGAUUCUGCGAACGGCGACGAAACCUCCUCGUUUGUUUUUUAAGUAGACGAUAAUUUUGUAAUUAUUGUAUCAAGAUCUGCGAAUUUAUUUGUUUGUUUGCUCGGCGCGGAGUACGUAGGCGAGAUUGAGGAUUAUGAUAGUCGAUCUAAUCGUUACACGCGAGUAACGAAUAUAGGUAUGUACAUGUGUGACGCAAUUGGGACUUUUUGUAUACUCGUCUGUGCGUGUAUAUAGUGGACAAUCGUGUAUGUAAUUAAAUUAUAUAAAGUAAAUUAAUUAUGUAAAUAACUUUAGAAAUUUUACCCGAUUUCUAAUGUUCGUGUAAGCGAUCGAACAAUCCUGUAUAUAUCUGUAUAAACUCUAUUUUUAUAUCUCAACACGAAAACAUUAUUCUAUGCCUGAUAAUAUAUGUAAAACCCUCUUUGCAGAAUAAACUUAUUUUCAAAAAUA